AUGAGGGGCUGCCGGACUCUAACACGAUUGGCGCUGGCUGCAGCAGAGGCGGCAGGAGCCUCUGCUGGCGGCGGCCGCCACCUCGCCGUUGCCACUGCUGCUGCCGCCACUCCGUCCACUGCCUUGACGGCAGCCCGGCUCUUCUCCACUGCAUCAGAGGCGCUGGCCCAGGCGCCGCCCGCCUUUGUCUUCGACAUUGAUGGCGUCCUCAUCCAAGGACGUCACACGUUGCCGCAGGCCAAGCGCGCUCUGGCAAAGCUGUACACCCCCGACGGCUCCGCCCCGCUCUACCCGCUGGCCUUCCUCACCAACGGCGGCGGCGUGACGGAGCGCGUCAAGGCGCACCAGCUCAGCGAGUGGCUGGGCGUGGCCGUGGACGAGUCCCAGGUGGUGCUGUCCCACACGCCCUUCCGCCAGCUGGCGGCCCAGUAUGCAGAGGAGCCGGUGCUGGUGGCGGGGCGGGGGCAGGUGCGGGAGGUUGCCCACCAGUACGGUUUCAAGAAGGUCGUCACCACGAAGCAGCUGGCGCGCGCCAUGCCCGCCGCCGUGCCCUUCCACGAGGACCAGGGUAUGUUGCCUGGCGGCGACCUUCCCAGCUACACACGGGAGCUCAAGUUCGGCUCGGAGCACGACCCCAUCAGAGACUUGCAGCUGAUGGUCGAUGUCCCCGGCGAGCCGCUGCAGGCCCACUAUUUUGGCAAGCCCAACUUGGCGCCGUACCUGCUGGUAGAGCAGCUGCUCCUGGCGCAGGCAGAGGCGCUGGGUCUGGAGCUGCCAGCGGCGGCCACCUCAGCGGCAGCAGCUGAUUCAGGCGCGGGGGCAGGCGUGCACCACAGCGGCCAGCUGGCGCGCACGCCGCCGCCGUUCUCAGCCAUUUUUGCCGUGGGCGACAACCCGGCUGCGGAUGUGCGGGGCGCCAACGCGGCGGGCGCGCCCUGGGUGUCGGUGCUUGUGACCCAGACGGGGGUGGCGCGCGGCAACUGCGCCAUCGACCCCGCGCAGGCAAGCCCGGGGCCCGCCCCUGCGUUUGCAUUGUUGCUGUGCAAAUCUGGCUGGCUGGUGGUGGUGGACGAUGUGGAGGCGGCAGUGGGCGCAGCACUACACCGCACUCGGCACUCCAAGUGGCACAGCAUGCGGUAG
Chlorella variabilis is the source of this 1140-nucleotide messenger RNA. RefSeq lists its product as hypothetical. Gene Ontology annotation, biological process: glycerophospholipid biosynthetic process. The record is from RefSeq and is a predicted model, not a curated record. The coding region runs from base 1 to 1140 and encodes 379 amino acids. The transcript has 8 exons. Lineage: Eukaryota; Viridiplantae; Chlorophyta; Trebouxiophyceae; Chlorellales; Chlorellaceae. Gene Ontology annotation, cellular component: mitochondrion.